Molecule: messenger RNA, 1840 nt
Organism: Dalotia coriaria
Lineage: Eukaryota; Metazoa; Arthropoda; Insecta; Coleoptera; Staphylinidae
Product: asparagine synthetase domain-containing protein 1
Molecular function (GO): asparagine synthase (glutamine-hydrolyzing) activity
Source: RefSeq, a predicted model, not a curated record
GGCAUUAUACUAUUGGAUUUAACCUAGGACUGGCUAGGCUUUUUUCGUGCCGCUAUAAUCAUUUAAGUAUAAUUGAAAUAUGUGUGGAAUAUUAUGUUUAUUAACCACUGCCGGUAAAACGACACCCUUGCAGAAAUUAUACAAUGAUUGCAAGAUUCUAAUUGAUCGUCGUGGUCCAAACCAUCAAAAAACUAUGCAAUUUUCUUACAAUAAUACCAACAUAGAAAUAUAUGCAGGUGUGCUCUGGUUGCAAGGUGAUAAUCUAAUCAAACAACCCAUAGAAACAUCAAAAUCUAUAUUUUUAUACAAUGGUGAUAUAUUUGGAGGAACUGCAUUAUCCACACAUGAACAAGCACAUGGUGAUACAGAACUAUUCCUCGAAACUUUAGAAUCAUCCUUGACAUGUGAAAAUUUAUGUAAUAUACAAGGACCAUAUGCAUUUAUUUAUUAUGAUAAAAUUAAUUCUAAUUUACAUUUUGGUAGAGAUAUUUUUGGAAGGCGUAGUUUAUUGUUAGCAGUUGAUAAGCAGAAUGAUGCAUUUUUAUUAACCAGUGUUGCUGUGAGAACUGACUUGCCAGUGAUUGAAGUUCCUUCUAUUGGUAUUUUUAGUUUUAACUUAGUAACAGCUACUUAUAGUUUGAGUUGCUGGCCAAAAAGUUAUAAAAAUUUUGAUGAAAAAUUGAAAAGCGUAAAAAACAUUAUUCAAUGUGAUAUUAAUGUUAAUAACAGAAAUAAUAAAAAUAUUACUAAAUUUGUAAUGCCACAUGAGCAAGACUUAAAAGUUUUUGAAAAUGUAAAAGACUUAACAAUUGAAGCAGGAUUUGAGAGUUUAUUAAAAGAUAGCGUUUGGAUGACGAAUGUAAUGCAGUUAAAAGAAAAACUGGAAAAGGCUGUGAAAAGCAGAAUAUGCACACAGCCCAAGUAUUGUAGCGAUUGUAUAUCGACGAGAAGCGAUUGUGGGCAUUGCCGCGUUGGAAUAUUGUUCUCUGGGGGUGUUGAUUGCACUAUUUUGGCAUUGAUAGCAGACAAAUUCAUAAACAAUGAUAUACCUAUUGAUUUAAUGAAUGUAGCAUUUGACAAAGUAGCAGAUUAUAAUACUCCUGACCGCCUUACUGGUUUACAAUCAUUGGCAGAGUUGCGCGAUUUGAGACCGAUGCGCAAAUGGAAUUUUUUAGAGAUUAAUGUUACCAGAGAAGAAUUAGACGAAGCCAGAUCUGCUCAUAUUGCUGAUUUGCUUUUUCCGUUGAAUACUAUACUGGAUGAUAGUUUGGGGUGUGCUUUAUGGUUUGCCAGCAGAGGCAAAACAGAAACGUAUGUAUCACCAUGUCGAGUUGUUUUGGUGGGAAUGGCGGAUGAAUUAUUCGGCGGGUACACGAGACAUCGCGCCGCUUUUAAAAAUCGCGGGUGGCAUGGAUUGCACGAUGUGUUAGAGGAGGAUUGGGCAAAUAUAGCUCAUAGAAAUCUAGCCCGAGACGAUCGUAUAGUCGCUGACCAUGGCCGUCAAUUGCGUACGCCGUAUUUGGAUGAGGAAGUUGUCGACUUUGUGCAAAGUUUAAGCGUUUGGGAGAAGACUUACCCAGCGAACGAUUUGGCUCAGGGUUUUGGCGAAAAGAUUCUCUUACGCACGCUGGCUUAUUACUUAGGUCUGCGAUGUUCGGCAAGCUUUAAGAAGAGAGCUUUGCAAUUUGGAUCUCGCAUCGCGGACAAAAAAGAAAACGCACAUGAAGUUUCAGCCAGAUUAGCACUUUAAGACGCUAUAGUUCUUAAGUUCAUUGUAUACAUCUAAUUUAUUGCAGAGACAUAUUUUAUCAUAAUUAAUAAAUUAGGUGAGUGUUUUUAA